Pistacia vera is the source of this 984-nucleotide messenger RNA. RefSeq names its product gibberellin 2-beta-dioxygenase 8-like. The transcript has 3 exons. The record is from RefSeq and is a predicted model, not a curated record. Bases 1 to 984 code for a protein of 327 amino acids. NCBI's taxonomy places the organism in Eukaryota, Viridiplantae, Streptophyta, Magnoliopsida, Sapindales, Anacardiaceae.
AUGGACUCGGACCCACCAUUUCGCCAAACCUACAAGACCCUCUUCGACAAAACCAGCGAAGAAACCUGUAAUGAGGUUGUCACUGUUGAAGAAUGUGAGCUUCCGUUGGUCGAUCUAGGUCGACUGAACCUGGAUGAAUCAGAGAUGGAAGAGUGUAAGAGAGAAAUAGCUAUCGCAUCUCAGGAGUGGGGUUUUUUUCAGGUUAUCAAUCAUGGAAUUUCUAGAGACAUAUUGGAGAAGCUGAGAGAAGAGCAAGUGAAAGUUUUUAGGCAGCCUUUUGAUACGAAGAGUAAAAAAGAAAGGUUCCCUGCUGGUAGUUACCGUUGGGGAACACCUUCGGCUACAUGCCUCAAACAGUUGUCAUGGUCUGAAGCUUUUCAUAUUCCUAUGACCGAUAUCUCUGACUCUGGUGCUUUCAGUAGUCUCAGUUCAACAAUGGAACAGUUUGCUACAACAGUGGCCGGUCUUGCUAAAAAAUUAGCUGGAAUCUUGGCAGAGAAAUUGGGCCAAAAAACCACUUUCUUUGAAGAAAAUUGUUUGCCAAGCGCUUGCUACCUUCGAAUGAAUCGAUACCCGCCAUGCCCUUUUUCUUUAGAGGUACACGGGCUAAUGCCACACACUGAUAGUGAUUUUCUCACAAUAUUGCAUCAAGAUGAAGUUGGAGGGUUACAAUUAGUGAAAGAUGAGAAAUGGAUUUCAGUUAAACCUAACCCAGAAGCUUUAAUUAUCAACAUUGGAGAUUUAUUCCAGGCUUGGAGCAACGAUGUUUAUAAGAGUGUUCAACACCGAGUUGUCACGAAUCCAACAAUGGAGAGGUUUUCCACUGCAUAUUUCUUCUGCCCUUCAUAUGAUACUGUGAUACAGAAUUCUGAGCCUUCAAUCUACAGAAAAUUCAGCUUUAGAGAAUAUAGACAGCAGGUUCAAGAGGAUGUUCAAAAGUUGGGUCACAAAGUAGGGCUCCCCAGAUUUCUUUUAAGCCACUAA